AUGUCCAGACGAUCGGCUGCCAGGGUCGACGCCCGAGGGGUGGGCAGCAAGUACCCAGGGCGUCAGGUUAACGCGGGCCCUGUUGACUUCGCCCGGGAUGUGGGCCUGGUCGAACCCGCCAGGGGGCCCCUAGGCGGGCUGCUGCCAAGCAACUCUGGGGGGGAGGGAUGGGGGAGAUGGAGGGAACACGUUACAACACCCCCUGGAUGCACGUUCGAUACCCAUCCCCGAACCAAAUGUUUGUCAAUUUCACGGAUUCGUAUUGAUGUCGAGGAGCCCGGCGGCCUUUUCUCACUCCGCCCUCUCAGCGAUAUCUUGCAUCCCUGGGCGAUGAAGGUGCAAUCUUGCCGUGCGAACAACCCGGCCCUAGGAGCCAUGCUGCCGGGAACGAUGCCCCCCCGGUUGCAGGUCAUAAACAUGGGACAGCAAAAUUGGUGUCGAACCCCUCUUCGGCAAUUCCAACAACAAAAACAGCAGCGUGAAUGGUACGCUGUCAGGCUGUUCAGUUCGUCGCACCUGAACCGCAUUGAAGACGGCAUGCAAAGCACCCUCGCUUCUCCCCGAGGACCCAGCGAGCCGGACCGUGUUGAUCCUUGCGGGUGGCUUCAGCGACCCAUCCACUUGGGUUCGCCAUCGGCUGAAUGCACGUUCCGGGGUUCUCCACUCACAACGGCGCCUAGCUUGUCCGAAAACGGUGUAUGGUGCCCGUGCACGCGACCGACAGAAGCCGGGGCGGGCGGCGAGGGCUUGAGACCGUCAUCCUGA
This is a messenger RNA of Chaetomium globosum CBS 148.51, 765 nucleotides long. RefSeq lists its product as uncharacterized. The record is from RefSeq and is a predicted model, not a curated record. The transcript has 4 exons. Bases 1 to 765 code for a protein of 254 amino acids. Lineage: Eukaryota; Fungi; Ascomycota; Sordariomycetes; Sordariales; Chaetomiaceae.